Molecule: messenger RNA, 408 nt
Organism: Saprolegnia parasitica CBS 223.65
Lineage: Eukaryota; Oomycota; Saprolegniomycetes; Saprolegniales; Saprolegniaceae
Exons: 2
Coding region: 1-408 (135 amino acids)
Source: RefSeq, a predicted model, not a curated record
AUGGCGGCUAAGUACGACGCGGUGUCGCCCGAGAUCCGGCAGUACCUGCGGGCGACGCUGACACCCGUGGUCUCCAUCUAUGUCCAUUGCAUGCACCAGCGCCGGCUCCGCGCCUUCCUCCUCUGGCGCAUGCACGUGGCCAAGGUCGGCAUGUGCGCGGCCCAAGCGCUCGUCACCGAUCGCCUUCGCAUCGUCGCACGUGGGCUCGUUCGCGCGCGCACGGCGGCGCAGAUCGCUUCGUCUCUCUGGCGUCUCAUGACGCGGUCAAGAACCAAGCGCCUCGUGCAUGGGUUGCUGCGCUGGAAGCUCGUGGUGACGCAGUAUGCUCAGAUUGCAUCGUACGCGCCCGAGUACAUGCAUUGGAUCGCGCGGCAUCCAAGUACUACGACGCUCCAAAGAGCGUCUUAG